UUGCAGGUCACAAAGACGACCAAAAAGAAGAAGACCAAGAAGCGUCUGUCUACAAAGUCAUCGGUAUGUUAUCUCAAUUUUCCAACAAUUCUGCUCCUCUUAGUUGCUGCUGGUUCUGCAACUCUGACACACGGUGGGAUGAGUCGAAAACCGGCUGAUGAAGAUGCCUUAUCGAGAAGCACCAGACAGCUUACGGGUGUGUCUCCUAGGUAUUGGGAGAAAUUUACGGCAGCUCCACAACCAUCGAGUAGCAACGCAGAAUUUCGAGUUUGCAGCUAUAACGUGCUGUGUGACCAAACAACGAGGAAGACCAUGUAUUUAUAUAGGCAUCUGAGUGAUGACGAAAGUGCGCUAUCAUGGGAACAUCGGUGGCCUCUGUUGGAACAAGAACUGCUACGUCUCAAUGCUGACAUAUAUGGUCUGCAAGAAGUACAACAUGAUCAUUACGACUCGCACUUUCGACCUGCUAUGGCUAAGGUUGGUUAUUUUACCUACUACAAGCAACGCACAAACGGUUUGAGUGACGGAUGCGCAGUGUUCGUGAGAAAAUCGAAGUUUGAUGUUAUUCGCUAUAGAAUUGUCGAAUAUUUUGUAGCUAGUGGUACAACAAUGGAUAGAGAUCAAAUAGGUGGGUUUUAUGAGUUUUCCAUGAGAUCAACGUUAGAUUGA
Messenger RNA from Cylicostephanus goldi, 669 nucleotides. The record is from the annotation of a GenBank genome assembly. Lineage: Eukaryota; Metazoa; Nematoda; Chromadorea; Rhabditida; Strongylidae.